Messenger RNA from Thunnus maccoyii (southern bluefin tuna), 1804 nucleotides. RefSeq names its product transcription termination factor 2, mitochondrial-like. NCBI's taxonomy places the organism in Eukaryota, Metazoa, Chordata, Actinopteri, Scombriformes, Scombridae. Gene Ontology annotation, molecular function: double-stranded DNA binding. The record is from RefSeq and is a predicted model, not a curated record. Gene Ontology annotation, biological process: regulation of DNA-templated transcription; termination of mitochondrial transcription. The transcript has 2 exons. Bases 184 to 1323 code for a protein of 379 amino acids. Gene Ontology annotation, cellular component: mitochondrial matrix.
UUCACUCUCGCGAGAUCUUUCGCAAAUCUAGGUUACCAUGUAGACAUGCCCGUAGUCACAUGCGUGUCAUGCGUUUGACUCCGCCCACAGGCUCAUCUCAUGUUAUGAAAGCAAAACGGUGGGUGUGGAAAGAGGAGUCCUACGGUUGCAAGCUGGAAAACUGAUCCACUACAGUUAUCAACAAUGCUUCGUGUCACCACUGCUUCCUUGUGCACCUACUGCCAGAGGAUGAGGCUCCUUCUCCCACCGUCUGCCUCUUCCUCCACAGUGACUUCUCCCAACAAAAGAUUGGAAAACCAGUACACAGUGGACUCCCUUUACGAACUGUCUGUGGACAUCAGAAAGGUACGCAAGGUAAAGGGCUGGGUUCUGUCUGAGAGCACUGCGUACGUGUCUGAAACUGCUGACCUGUUGAGGGACAUGGGUGCAGACGCAACAGUAAUCGCCAGCAUCCUGGAAACUCACCCUGAGGCCGUCCUGUGUCGGCCAGAGGACGUGGCUGCCCAGAGAGACCUCUGGGUGUCCGUGUGCCCCAACAAGCGAGAGUUGAUGAGCAUCAUUGAGAAGUUUCCCGCCUCCUUCUUCACAUUAACUCACCAUAGCAACCAGCAGGCCAACAUCCUUUACCUCCGGAGCCUGCGCCUCAACAAGCGGAUCAUCGGAAAGCUGAUGGCCAGCGCCCCGCAGAGCUUCAGUCGGCCUGUGGAGCGCAACCAGGAGGUUAUCCACACACUGAGGGAGACCUACCUGGACCUGGGUGGAGAUGAAGGCAACCUACGCAUCUGGCUGCAGAAGCUCCUCAGCCAGAACCCGUACAUCCUGCUGCGACCUGCGGAGGCCUGGAGGGACAGUCUGGGCUUCCUGAGGGAGCAGGGCUUCACCACGGAGGAGCUCCUCAGCCUGGUCUCCAGCCUCAGGGCCUCCAUUGCAGAGCUGCAGCCUGAAUCUAUGCACCAAGCGCUGGGCUAUAUUGAAGGGGCUCUCGCCUGCUCCAAAGACGAACUCAAACAAAUUGUGAUCCUUUGUCCAGCCGUUUUGUACUACUCCUUGCCCACCUUGAUCGGGCGCUUCCAGGGGCUGAUGGAUGCGGGAGUGAGCAUGGAGCAGGUGAAGGAAUCUCCAAAUGUCCUGGAGCUCACCACGCAGAUUGUGCUUUACCGGAUCCAGAAGUUGGCCUCCUACGGUUAUGACGUACGUGGUGGCAGCCUGGACGUUAUUGUGGGAACCAAGAAGGACUUUGAGAUGAGCUACGACAAGCUGCACCUCAGGACACGGCGACCGCUCUUCAACCCCGUAGCUCCCCUUAGAUCUGCUGAAGAGUGACUUUCAGACUGUUGAUAUGUUGCAGUAUUCUGUUAAAUGGACGGUUUGUGUGGGGAAAAAAAAGUUUAUGUGAUUGUUUGAUGCUGAUUUUGCAAAGAGGUUCGCAUCUUCACCUUUGUGCAAGGUGUAGAAGGAAAGGAGGCAAUCUGAAAUAUCAAACCUCCUGCAAUACUUGUUGUAUUGAUGACACCUUUACUAUAAAACCUUCAUCUGUGCCCUUUGAUUUAAUGCUUAGGGCACUUAAAACACUAUACUACAUAACACUGUGACUGCUUUAAAAUCUUAACUUAGAUUUGGAGAAUAACCAAGUAUUUUAUAGACAAAUAUGUCACAGAAUGUAUUGUCAUUGAUGCAGUAGUCUAUAUCAAUUACUUCCAAUGGUUGCCUGUCAUUUUGGUAUGUUACUACUGAGAUUUACUACUGUAGUUAAACUCAUUGUAGUAAUUGCAUGUCAGAUGAGAAAUAAAUGUGAAAGUUUGAA